AUGUCAAAAGACCCGAUCUCGCUCAUUCGCGACGCUCUGCCACCACGCCUUGUCCCUAGCGUGAAGUCGGCGCCUGAGUUCAUCAAGACUCUAUCCAACCGCAUUCAAACUGCACGAGUCGCCGAUCCCGACUUCUGCUGGAAUGCCUCCGCAUUCAACACUCUUCUCACCGACGACUACGCAAUCGUUUCGCAAGUGGUGCAGCUUGCCCCGUUACUCCCUGUGCUUCUCGACCGCUGCCGGCCGGCCGUCGUUCGAGAUUCGGAAUGGGCUUUUGCGCUCAUCGUCACCCUUACCCGGUGGCUUCCGUCACAACAAACAGCGACCGUGGUCAACAAGGCGGCCGUCUGGUGGGCGACUGCUGCCCGUGACCCUACUGCCUCUGCGGAAGUCCUUGUGAUCUCGCUCCAAGCUGCCAGAGAGCUGCUGGCUAUGAACCGCUCGCUGCACGCUCACCUACUACACGAACUGCCGACACUGCUCAAGUUGGCCCAAAAGCCGUUCGUCCAAGCAACCGCGCUCGAGCUGCUUGCCGACCUGUGCUAUGACUCCCGAGAGGCGCAAUUACUCGUCGAAUCGCAUCAGCACCAACUUCUUCAACCGCUGCAGAACCCAGCCAAGCGUGCUACUGGUGCUCGAUACCGUGCGCCUCCGAAUGAGCAACAACCCGAAAUGUCAACCAAGCCAAUGCCAAGAUCUCCGCUUCGAAAGAACUAUGUCACCGAAAGCGACAAGUCCAAGCUAGACAGCCUCAACUUGACAGCUUCUCUUAGACUGCUUCAGCGACUGGCGUACAUCGUUCCGCCCGAAGCUCGCGAGGGCUCAGCCUACGUCUCGGAGCCGGCGGACGAGCUGUAUAUCGCUGCUCGUAGUUGGGACGGCCGCAGUUCGUUUGCGACCGCAGUGGAACAUGUGUCCAGCUUGUAUAUGCACAAGCGUUCGACGACAUACGACGAGGCGACGACAAGCACGCUUGCUGCCCUUGAUGAGGCAAUCAAGCCCUUGACCCCAUCUUCCGUGUCCUCGACCUCGAAGAUACAACCGGCCAGUCAAAGCUCGGUCAAUUCGUUCGUCGUACAGUCUGCGUUGCGAGCGCUGGCGAACACCUUGUUCGCAAACCCUCCCGCGCAAAAACUGGUGUAUGAGCGCAAAGGCCUGGGCGUUGUGCAACAAGUACUCGACUACAUUUCUUCGAAUGAGCGACUUUUAUCGUCCCAGGCGUUGCGCAUGCUCGUCGCCUGCGCCGACGUGGUUGGCAAUCUGCUGUUCGGUGACCCAACCAUGCAGGAUUCGACCGCAGCUGCGAAAGCGGUGGCAUCGCUUCUGCGGCUGCUUCCAUCCCUUCCUUUGAGCGAAGGAGCAGCCGUUAUCAAGAACGUGAGCAUCGGCACUUACCUAAGCUUCAAAACUCGCGCUUUGACUCUUGGCGGAUCUGUGCUUUCCACCAUUCGAGACUGGCUGCAGAGCAACACAAAGAAGAAGCCAAGCGCGUCGACCUCGAUCGCAAAUCCGACAAGUACAACAGCGGCGACUGCCAUUGAUGCGGCAUCAGCUUUUUCGCUGGUACUUAUCUCGACCCUGAGCAAUGCUAUCAAAAGUGACCAAGUGGCAGAAUGGGUGGAGGCUGCGUUCGCGUCGCUCGACGUCUUUGCCGAUGCUCGGCCUUUGCAUGAGCCAGCGCUGGCAGUAUCAUCCGCUCUGUGCUUGGGCUGCCAAGAGCAGCUCAAUCAGACACAACGCCAGCCACUUGAGCCCAAGAUCGCGCUGUUGAUUCCAGAUCGUCCAGGCAGUGCUGCCGACGCGAUUCGCUCAGGCACAGCUGCAUGUCCGCCGUCUGGUGGUUCAACUUUGGCACCAACCUCUGCAUUGUCGUUAUCGUCCUCUAUCGGCAUCGAUGUGGCACAAGUUUCCCCACCAAGCUUGGCUCUCUCUGCUACGUCAUCGGACCCUUCGUCCUCGUAUGCUGCUCUGCCACUCGACCAUCGCGAAUCCGUAAUUCGCCAUCUCGUACUCGUUGGGGUACACGAGACGGCGGCACGCGGCUUUGUGUCGCGUCUGCGGAGCACAGUCGAGCGCGAGCCAGUGCAGUACUGGUGCGACCGAUUUUUCGAAAAGCGCGAGAGUGCGCUGGCCGAGACAUGGUACUACCAACUCCAAAAUUUCUCAGCCAACCUUCAAGACAUCGACAGCCGCGCUUCGUUUGUGAAGGCCGUCAGCAUUGCCUUCGACAUUGAGGAAACGUUCGCUCAGCGGCUUCUACCGUUCGUUGAACGAGUGUUUUUCUGGCGUCUCGGUCUGGCGCAUUGGCUCAAACUUCUUGCAGCAGCACGCCUUCCAGAACACGCCCGAAUGGCCCGUGCUCCGUCACCCUUUCGCCAAACAGCACUCUCUGAGCAGACUAAUGAACACGGCUGCAGGUUGAUCGACCCUCAUACGGUCGGUCCGCUUGGUCAAUCAGAAAAAGUACCUGCAGGUCUCUGGGACUAUGUGGACGAGGCUGACCUGGAACAAUUCGCAAGCGAGCGUCAAGCCCAACUGGCGCCUGCUGAAGGCUCCCGGCUUUGGUUUCACGGCUGCAGUCAACGCUCGUCUUAUAGUAUCAACACCGUGGGUAUCCAGCCCCAAUCCUAUGGAGCCCACGAUUUUGGUCUCGCGCCUGCGUUUUACGUGGGGUCCCGACUCGAUCUUGCCAUCGAAUGGGCUUAUAACAGGAGCGACUCCCGUGAUGACUAUGUCGCUGUCUAUGUGUUCACACUACCGCAAGUGCCGUCUGUGGAUCUGGAAAGGCACGUCUUUGAGACGCCUGACCAACAAUGGGGAGAUUUCGUUCUUGCCUCACGCAGUUUGACCGACGCGGAGCUGACCGCACGCUUUGCCAGCCCAGCUGCACAAGAGGAGCUCGCCGGUCAGCACGACGAGAUGGAUUUUAUUCAGGGCCCGGCUGUUGGCACCAACCGCAAACGGCGAAACAAUGAACCGGCGAAACAACUCAGCGACGGCAACGACGCAUCCCUUGAAAUUUCCGUUGUUGCUGCUGCUAGCGGUGGUUGUACUUGA
Messenger RNA from Capsaspora owczarzaki ATCC 30864, 3057 nucleotides. RefSeq lists its product as hypothetical. The record is from RefSeq and is a predicted model, not a curated record. Bases 1 to 3057 code for a protein of 1018 amino acids. Lineage: Eukaryota; Filasterea; Ministeriida; Capsasporidae. The transcript has 2 exons.